AAAUAAAAAGAGAAGAUCCAAAUCUCAGACUAAUUCUGUAUUAUAUAAUAAUGAGCUCCGCUCUCACAUAUAUGAUUCAACAUCUACUAAUAACUCUAUAGAAAAAAUAAGUAGUGAGGAUCUAGAUGCAUUAUAUGAAAAAGAGUUGAGAAAAAUAAAGCAAAUAUGA
This is a messenger RNA of Dentiscutata erythropus, 169 nucleotides long. The record is from the annotation of a GenBank genome assembly. Lineage: Eukaryota; Fungi; Glomeromycota; Glomeromycetes; Diversisporales; Gigasporaceae.